AUGGAGGACGGCAAACCCGUGUGGGCGCCGCACCCGGCCGACGGCUUCCAGCUGGGCACCAUCGUGGACAUCGGCGCCGACAGCCUCACCGUCCGGCCUCUCCAGCGGGACGCCAAGACGUUCGUGGCCGCCGUCAGUCAAGUGUUUCCCGCCGAGGACGACGUGGACAAACACGUGGAGGACAACUGUUCGCUGAUGUACCUCAACGAAGCCACGCUGCUCAACAACGUACGCGUCAGAUACAGCAAAGACAAAAUCUACACAUUCGUGGCCAACAUCCUCAUCGCCGUCAACCCGUACUACGACAUCCCUAAACUUUACUCGCCUCAGACCAUCGAGCAAUACCGCGGCCGCUCGCUGGGGACGCUCCCGCCGCACGUCUACGCUAUCGCCGACAAGGCUUACAGGGACAUGAAGGUUCUGAAGAUGAGUCAGUCCAUCAUCGUCUCUGGCGAAUCCGGCGCCGGAAAGACGGAGAACACCAAGUUUGUGCUCAGGUACCUGACUUCGUCGUACGGGACGGGUCAGGACAUCGACGAGAGGAUCGUGGAAGCUAACCCCUUAUUGGAGGCCUUCGGAAACGCCAAGACCGUCCGCAACAACAACAGCAGUCGCUUUGGCAAGUUUGUGGAAAUACACUUCAAUGAAAAGAACGCGGUGGUGGGGGGCUUCGUGUCGCACUACCUCCUGGAGAAGUCUCGCAUCUGCCGUCAGAGCCGCGAGGAGAGGAACUACCACAUUUUCUACCGUCUCUGCGCCGGCGCACCCGACGACAUCCGACUCAAGUUCCACCUCGGCUCUCCGGACACGUUCCGGUACCUGAACAGAGGAUGCACUCGCUUCUUUGCGUCUAAGGAGACGGACAAGCAGAUCUUGGAAAACCGCAAGAGCUCAGAGCACGUGAAGGCGGGCCCGCUGAAGGACCCGCUGCUAGACGACCACGCCGACUUCCAGCGCAUGCUGGUGGCCAUGAAGAAGAUCGGCCUGGACGACACGGAGAAGCUGGACUUGUUCCGCGUGGUCGCCGGCGUCAUGCACCUGGGCAACGUGGACUUCGAGGAGGCGGGAAGCACCUCAGGCGGCUGCAGCAUCAAGAAGCAGUCCAGUCAAACCCUGCAAAACUGUGCCGAGCUUUUGGGUCUGGACCAGCUAGACCUGCAAGGAAGCCUCACAUCCAGGGUCAUGCUCACCACAGCGGGGGGGACCAAAGGAACAAUUAUCAAGGUUCCUCUGAAAGUGGAGCAGGCCAACAACGCUCGUGACGCAUUGGCUAAGGCCGUUUACAGCCGUCUCUUCGACCACGUGGUCACCAGAGUCAACCAGUGCUUCCCUUUCCAGUCGUCCGCUAACUUCAUCGGCGUCCUGGACAUCGCCGGCUUCGAAUACUUUGAACACAACAGCUUCGAGCAGUUCUGCAUCAACUACUGCAAUGAGAAGCUGCAGCAGUUCUUCAACGAGCGCAUCCUCAAAGAGGAACAAGAACUGUACCAGAGGGAGGGGCUGGGUGUCAACGAGGUUCACUACGUGGACAACCAGGACUGCAUCGACCUGGUGGAGGCCAAGGUGCUAGGAAUCCUGGACAUCCUGGACGAGGAAAACAGACUACCUCAACCCAGCGACCAGCACUUUACGGACACGGUCCACAACAAACACAAGAACCACUUCCGCUUGACUAUACCGAGAAAGUCCAAGCUGGCUGUCCACAGAAAUGUGAGGGACGACGAAGGUUUCAUCAUCAGGCAUUUUGCGGGAGCCGUUUGCUACGAGACGAACAAGUUCGUGGAGAAGAACAACGACGCCCUGCACACGUCGCUAGAAUGCCUGCUCAGCGAGUCCAGCGAUCGAUUCAUCCGAGAACUCUUCGACAACGCCAACAAUGCCAAUGAUGGCAAGCAGAGGGCCGGAAAGUUGGGAUUCAUCAGCGUGGGAAACAAGUUUAAGACUCAGCUGAAUAUUCUACUGGAAAAACUGCGCAGUACGGGUUCCAGUUUUAUCCGCUGUAUCAAACCCAACUUGAAGAUGGUCAGCCACCAAUUUGAAGGGGCGCAGAUCCUGUCGCAGCUCCAGUGCUCAGGUAUGGUGUCGGUGCUGGACCUGAUGCAAGGCGGCUUCCCCUCCAGGGCUCCUUUCCACGAACUCUACAACAUGUACAAGAAGUACAUGCCGCCCAAGCUGGCACGGCUGGACCCACGCCUCUUCUGCAAGGCCUUGUUCAAGGCUUUGGGCCUGAAUGAGAAAGACUACAAGUUCGGACUGACUCGAGUGUUCUUCCGACCCGGGAAGUUUGCCGAGUUUGACCAGAUCAUGAAGUCGGACCCAGAGCACCUGGCGGAACUGGUGCAACGCGUCAACACGUGGAUCAUUCACAGCCGCUGGAAGAAGGUCCAGUGGUGCGCGCUGUCCGUCAUCAAGUUGAAGAACAAGCUGCUGUACCGGCGCGCCGCGUGCGUGGUCAUGCAGAAGACUGUGCGCAUGUGGCUAUGCAAGAGGAAGCACAAACCUCGAAUCGACGGCCUGGUGAAGGUGCGGCAGCUGAAGAAGAGAACGGAGCUCUUCAACGAAGUGGUGGCGGGACUCAAGGAAGGCAAGGAGGAGAUGAGCGCCCAGGUUGAACAGCUGGACGCCGCCAUUCACGCUUUGGAAGUCAAAAUCAAGGGCACAACCAUGCGGCGCCUGGAGAUCGAGGGCGAAUACGGCGCGCUGGUGGUGCGCUCGGAGCGGCUGCUGACCGACAUGCAGAACAAGAAGAAGGAGGAGGAGGAGCGCGAGCGUCUCCGUCGCAUCCAGGAGGAGAUGGAGAAGGAAAAGCAGAGGAGGGAGGAGGAAGAGCGCCGCCGCCGACAGGAGGAAGAAGAGAGACGCGUGAAAGCCGAGAUGGAGAUCAAGAGGAAGCAGGAAGAGGAGGAGAGGAAGAGAAGAGAGGAGGAGGAAAUGAAGCUGCAGGCGGAGAUGGAACGUCAGCUGGCGGCAGAACGCGAGGAGGAACUUUCCCGUCAGGCGGUGUUGGAGCAGGAGCGUCGCGACCGCGAAUUGGCGCUGAGGAUCGCGCAGAGCGAAGCGGAACUGGUCACCGACGAAUCGCAGAGCGACGCCGCCCUCCGCAGCGCCGAGUCGUCGCUUCCGUCGUCGCCCGAGCGAGCAGCCACUACUGCCGCCUCCAAAGGCUCCAGUUUAAGCAUGGAGGAGAUGGCCAAGGAAAUGAGCGAGCUUUUGGCGAGAGGUCCUCAAGUGCAGGCCGGCAAAGCCGCCGCCGCCACCGCCAGCAGCAAAUACCAGCUCAGCAAGUGGAAGUACGCCGAACUCCGAGAUGCCAUCAACACCUCCUGCGACAUCGAGCUGCUGGCGGCGUGCCGUGAGGAGUUCCACCGCCGGCUGAAGGUUUACCACGCCUGGAAGUCCAAGAACAAAAAAAGGAACGCCGACAUGGAGCAGAGGGCACCCAAGUCGGUCACCGACUACGCCCAACAGAAGACUGUGCCGACAGUGCCGGCGCGCCAUUACGAGGUGUCUCUGAACCGGCAGCAGCGCUUCUUCCGCAUUCCGUUUAUCCGUCCGGGCGAGCAGUACAAGGAACCGGCGGCGGCGGUGGCAGCGGCCAAGAAGAAAGGCUGGUGGUACGCCCACUUCGACGGGCCCUGGAUCGCCCGGCAGAUGGAGCUGCACCCCGACAAACACCCCGUCCUCCUGGUGGCCGGCAAAGACGACAUGGAGAUGUGUGAGCUGAGUCUGGACGAGACGGGCCUCUCGCGCAAGAGGGGGGCAGAGAUCCUACCCCGCCAGUUCGAGGAGAUAUGGGAGCGCUGCGGCGGCGUCCACUACCUGCGCAGCGCCAUCCAGAACCGGCAGGCGCGGCCUACCUACGCCACCGCCAUGCUGCAGGCUGCCUUCAAGUGA
This is a messenger RNA of Nerophis lumbriciformis (worm pipefish), 3894 nucleotides long. The record is from RefSeq and is a predicted model, not a curated record. NCBI's taxonomy places the organism in Eukaryota, Metazoa, Chordata, Actinopteri, Syngnathiformes, Syngnathidae.